UUAUACAUUUAAAACUUUAAAUAUAAUCAAGUUAUACAUGUAUUUAUAUAUUACCGGAUCGGAUCGGAUAUCCGCUUCCCAAAAUUUUAAUAUUUGUGAUUUGCUUCGAUUUUAACAAAUAUUGAUUUUAGUAUUUCUUUGCUUCGAAAGUUUACGGAUAUCCAUAAUUUUUGAAUCGAAUCGAAACGAAUAACAAAUCAAAUCAAAUUUAACGGACCCUACUCUUAAGUGCAAAAACUUUGUUUACUUAUUGGACUGAUAAUAAAUACAGUCACAUAUUGUUUUAUAUUUUAAAAAACGAUAAUUUCUAUAAGUUUAUAAAAAAAAAAAAAAUAGAACUCAAGAUUUACACAGUAUAUGCAUAUCAAACUUCUUUCACAUCUAUUUUAAUUUGCUUUUAUAGAAGUGAUCAAUGGUGGGGCAUAUAUGUUUUAAAAUAUUUUUGCUACAAAUGUUGUAAUAAUAGUACUACUUAUGAAUAUAUAUGUAUUAAUUUUGCAAGAUAUUUGGUGAUAGUUAGACUUUUCUGGUUUCAACAAUUAAUAAGGAAGUAGACAAAUAAAUAAUCAAGUCUUUAUAGAUCCUCCCAGAAAAUAGUUAUGUCUUUGUUUUAGAAGCACAAAGUCAACUGAUAUUGAAAAGGUAUGAAACAAAAGUCCGUUUAUAUUAAACACAUUUCUCAAAACUAAUACUUACUGAAGUUGAUCACAAUUUAGACUUGUAUCAUUCGAAACGAUAAUUGUCAAAAUAAUUUUAAAAUAGAUUUUUAAUCACAUAGGUUUUGAAUAAUUUUUUAUGUCAGCCGUGUAGAUUUUGAAUAAUUUUUAUGUCAGCCAUGUAGGUUUUGAUUAAUUCGUAUAAGCUAUUAAUAAAGUAAUAGUAUAUGGCUGUAAUACACGGACCAUGGGAGAGAAUUUAGUAUCUAUGAAUAAUUAAGUUUGUAACUAGUGGGCUUACCAUUAGUGACAUAUAAUACACACAAAUAAUUAAUCCUACAAACUUUGUAUUCUGCGUCUAUUAUUUUCACAACCACGUGGUUUUUCCAUUACCGUCUUAUUACCAGAUUCAAACUUCCGUUAGUACCAGAAUAGAAUUUAUUAAUAGAAUAAGUUGAGCAACAAUUUAUACCAUCUAUAAUAUUUUUGAUGAAAAUAAUUGUUUAUACAAAAUGCUUAAGUUCUUAUGUUUCAGUUCAGCUUUUAUUUUUUGGGCUUUUUAGUAGGGAAAUAAUAUCAAUUAACAUAUCAUUGUGUAUCGGUCUUAUUUUGAAUUUGAAUAUUAUUAAAUAUAUCAUAUUUGUUGAAUUUUCUUUAUAAAUUUAUCUCUGCAGGUCUUGUUUCUUUGUUUUACACUCAAAAAUAAAUUAUUUUAGCCACGAUCAAUAUUCAAAACUUUAAUUUAUUUCAAAAAAUUAUAUUAUCAAUAAAUAUUUUAUUAGACUUUUUCUAUUUUGUAAACAAUAUCAUUUGAACAUUUUUAUGUGAAUUAGUAUUUUAAUCCACAAAUAUGUUCACAUUUUAUAAAAAUAAAUUUAUUGCAGAUAGUAUACGUUCAAAACUUAUUAACUAUAAAUAAAAAAGUAAAUAGAAAUAUACCUACACACUUUAAAAAUAAUCUAAAAUGAUAAUUUGUUUUAAAUAUUCGAUGUUUAGAAAAAACAUUAUUUGAAAUUGGAUGGUAUUUACAAUUUUCAGUGUAAAAUUUAUUAAUUUUUAUGUUAUAUAAUAUUAUAUAGUCUAUUUAUUAUUUUAGAAUUCUAGUUAGGUAAAUAACUAAUGGUGAAAUUAUAAAAAAAAUAUUUUCUCAAUUUUGUGAACACUCCAAAAAUGUCAACUAUUAAAUCAAAAAUAUAAUAAAUACAUUUCUCAUCAAUAAUGUUUAUUUUUUAUUCUUUUUUUCGAUGGUAAUACUAUGUAGAAAGAGAUUAUUUAGAAAGAGACCAUCUUUUGGCUUGUCCUUACACUUUUACCCUAUAAAUUGAGGUGGUUGGAACCUUGAUAAACAUACAAGUAUACAACUGAAUCCAGAUUGGACAUCACAUUGGAUCAACUUUUCGACCAUUCACAUGAUAAGUUAAAUUCAGUCUUUAUGUGACUACCGUUCCAAGUUAUUAUUUUUUUGGAGGGAGAGGAAUGAGAAAAGCACAACAAACCUGCAAAAUCCAGCCACUACCUAGCACGGGUUUAGUUAUAGACAAGUUUAUUUGAAUCAAUUACUCGAGUACUCCUGUCCAGAAAAACAAAAUCUCAGAUAUUCCUGCCCGAAGCUGCACGGAUUGGAAAAUAGAUAAAUUUUUAAUUAAAUCCGAAAAAUUAUUAAAAGACCACGGAACCAACAGAAUUUUGCGUAUUUACAACUCAACCAGGACCAUUUCGCGGACCAUCAAGACCCGAUCCAUAAAAUUCAGAUCUCUUUUUUCAUAACUUUCGAAAACUUUGUACGACUUGGUGUAAUUGUAAAUCUUGGUGUAACUGUACAGCGUAUAAGACUGCGACUAAUAUAGACUGUAUCAAUUACAAAGUUAUUCUAAAUUGAACUAAGUCGCACUUUUUGAUUUGCAAAUUUCAACUAGUUUUUAUUGUAUCUUUUACAUUUGCCUUAUGUUCUUUUAUGGAGACAGUGUUGUUAAUGAUAUAUUUAUUGAAGUUAAAAUAAAUAAAGAUUACUUUACAGAGAAAAACUAGAGACAUUAUAUUAUAUGAAAUGUAUUUUACAUAAACCUAGUAAAAGUAGAUAAAAAGUACAUGCCAUAACUAAUAAACACACAACUAAUCUUCAAUUGGCCAGUGGCCAGCGGUCAAGUGAAUAUCAUUGCAGAAGUCUCAAGCUGCACAUUGCCAGAAACAAGGAUUGCAUGUCCACCGUGUUCUAGAUCCAUCUAAGGAGACUACAAACACCGGUUAUAUUACUGCAGAGCACCAACAAUCAUGUGAGACGUUGGGAUUUAUUCUUUCCAGUAGAGACAUAAACACCUCAGGUUUUUCGUAACCCCAAUGGUCUGAGGAUACCGAAGUCGUAAUCAUGUAAUCCAUCCGAUCAACAAAUUCACGACUAAAGCUAGGAUAGUUGUGAACAAAUCCUCUAGCAUCUACACUAAACGCUAAGUUCAGCAUUCCAUCUACAUACUUGGCCCACAACAAUUCUCUCUCACCAGCAAGACGGAUUUUUUCCCUUCCUUCAUCAAGUAAAUGGAGGACGAAGAACUCAUACAUACCUCGGAUGUAGAUGGCCUCUAGAUUACCGGCUUGGUAGCACCUAAGCCUAAAUGUCCUUAAAUCAUUAGCCUCAUCAAUCCAGUCAUUCAAGUUAAAGAGAUCUGCAGAUCGGUAGAAGUAUUCUUCUCUGCCUAUUUGAUUGAACCCGGAGAAAGCAAUUCUUGCACUACCGAAGUCCCAGAGAUGGCUUGUUGCUACCUUUGAGAAUCUUAUGAAGCAUUGAAGGAGGAAGAGAAGCCAAGUUACUGUUCGACAUGGAGAGAUAUUUGUUGAGUCAAGUAAAUGGAGAGAUUUUCGUUUUACUUAUUUGGAGAAGGUGAUAAACCCUUUUAUAAUGGGGAUGAUCCUUUAACCGAAAUACAAGUAGUAUGGAAGUUCAACGGACGUGUAGAGAAAAGUAUAAACUGAGUAUUUAUUAUCCCACUUAAGGGUGAUUUGAUAGACGCCUCGAGAAGACACGAGUUCAGAAGACAUGACUUCUCAGUGCGUAUGGUGGAUUGGAUUUGAAACUUUGAAAAACUCUAAUCAAUAAAGAUAUAUAACUGUGUACAAGUAAGUGAAAGUAACUGAUUUAGAUUAUCUAAAUUCAUGAAACUAAGCACAAUUAUAAAAAUUUAGAUUGUCUCAAUAUAUGAAACUAUGUAAAACGUUAAGAAAAUGAGAUAUUAUAUUGUUAUAAUUUGCUAGAAAUAGCAUCUGAAAUAAUAAAUAAAAAUGCUAAUAUUUUGUAAUUUUAUUUCAUGUUAUUUAAUUCUCGAUUUAUUACCUCAACUAUUCUACAAGUUGUAACUCUUCCAUUUAAGGGGAGACGGCGCGACGAGACACGAGUUCAGAAGACACGACUUCUCUCUCCUACAGUCGCAUCUCUUGGAAUUGGAACUAGAACUUUGUAUAACUUUAAUUUAUUAAGAUUUAUAACUAUGUAUAAGUAAGUGAAACUGAGUUAUUUAGAUUGUCUGAAUUUGUGAAACUAAGAAAAAUGUAACAAUUUAGAUUGUAUAAAUAUUUGAAACUAUGUAAAACUUAACGAAAUUUAGAUAGUAUCUUGUUAUAUUUUGAUAGAAAUGAUCAGUAUCCAAAACUUAUUCUACUUAGUGGAUAUAUUUAAUGACAGAAACUAGCAGUAUAUGAGAUAAUAAAUGUAAAUGUUAGUAUUUAGUUUGAGAAAAAACCUAUAAUUAAUUGUUCAAGCAGCGGCAUCUCCAUUUAAGGGUGAUUUGAUUGACUCUCCGCGAAAGCAAGACUUCUCUCACACGCCUUCUGACUGCAACAGUGGCAUGUCUGGAAUUUGGAAGUUUGUAUAACUUUAAUUUAUUAAGAUUUAUAAUUAUGUAUAAGUAAGUGAUAUUGAGUUAUUUAGAUUGUCUAAAUUUAUGAAACUAAGAAAAACGUAACAAUAUAGAUUGUAUAAAUAUUUGAAACUAUGUAAAACUUAACGAAAUUUAGAUAGUAUAUUUUUAUAUUUUGAUAGAAAUGAUCAGUAUCCAAAACUUAUUAUACUUAGUGGAUAUAUUUAAUGAUAGAAACUAGCAGUAUAGGAGAUAAUAAAUGUAAAUGUUAGUAUUUAGUUUGAGAAAAAAACAUGUAAUUAAUGAUAAUGAUGGACUUCGCAAAAUAACUGCUCGUCUCGCAUGAAAAAGUUUCUUAUAAUAAAAAUUACACUUGCAUUUAUAUGCCACAACACUACACCGUCUACAAUCAUCAUUACCAUUGCAUUUAAACUCCACCACAAUAAGUUAAAUCGUCUCCUUCAUUCCGAAUAUAACAUUUCUCUGCAAAAUUCACCAAAAAGAAAAGCAAAGAAAGGAUUCAUCAUCUCCUCUCUCAACAAACAAGAUGACACACAAUAAACUUUCAGAAGUUUCUUAUAACGCCAAGAUCACGUCUUGGCGUUUCAGAGUCAAAAUACACAGGAUCUACCAUUUCUAUUCCUAUGUUACCAGCAGUGGACCUUUCUAUAAAUAUUUCCUAGCAGAUGAAGAGGUACGUGUUAAAUCAUCAUCUCUCGAGUUUCUAAUAACAUGUAACCGUGAAAAAUAAAAACUUGAUCCUUGUACUUUAUUUAUGUAGGGAACCAAGAUGGAGAUAACCAUUUAUGGAAAUUCUGAUAGGUUUCGAGGCCUAGAGAAGCAAGAGGGAAAAUGGGUGGAAAUCUUUCGAGUAGAAGUUAACCGUUCCUAUCCAGGUUUCCAGGUAACUAAUUAUCGGUUCAAUCUAUCUGCUACGCGCAAUACACAAGUCCACAUCAUCGAUCCUUUGAACAAUCAGCUUUCAUGGACUUCAAGAACAUCCAUGCAAUCCCUCACAUGGACCACAUGGACCGAAAUUAUCCCAUAGGUAUGAAUGCUACUAGAAUUAAAAUAUAUUCACAUGUUUUGGAUUCGAAACUUUGUAUAACUUUAAUGUAUUAAAAAUAUAACUAUGUAUAAGUAAGUGAAACUAAGUGAUUUAGAUUGUCUAAAUUUAUGAAACUAAGAAAAACGUAACACUUAUCUAGUAGAUACAAUGGCAGUGGUCUUCAACACGGAAGCCCAUUUCGAUGACCCUGCACCAAGGAUGGUGUUUUACAUAAGGAACAACAUGUAAGUAGAAAGUAACAUAUGAUCAAAGCAAAAUUUAUUUAUACUGUAAUUGACGCACCUUUUUUAUUCUGAAUAGUGACAGUCAGAUAAAAUGUGUGGCAACUGGCGCUCAUGCUUAUGCCUUCCGGGAUGGUCUUGAAAACAUGAAGGGUCGUGGACAGGUGAUUGUGGUCCUUAAGAUGUGGAGGGUCAGGAAAUUUUUGAGUAAGUGCAGUUUAUGAGAAUCUGAUCUCUGCAAAAUUUUUGAGUAAGUGAUAGUUGAGUAAAACAUUUACUAAACUCAUUUAUACAGGUUAUUUUUGUCUUCCUGAUCUAUGGCUUGAGACCGAGGGUGGAUUAUCUGACUUCAGGUUCAAUCCGCGUUUGCCGGAGGUUGAGGAGUUCAGGCAGUCUCUACUACGCAGUGACCCUUAUGUUCAACGAUAUGAGGCUGUAGGUCUUUUGUAAAUCUUGUUGUUCUCAAUGUUCUCCAUCUUCGUACUUGUCUUAAACUUGGUGAAACUUUGUUUAAAUGUUGGUGAAACUAUGUCAAAUGUUGGUGAAACAUGGUGGUUUUACCUUUUUCAAUUUUUCAACUUUGAAAAAAAUAGAUGAACUACAAGUUCGUGCUCGUAUAAAUUAGUAAGGGGUUUUUUUCACAUAAUCAAUUGUCCAACUUUGUAAAACUUAGACAAAGUUGAAAUUCGUUUUCGUAUAAAUAGGUCAGACUUUGUGUUACUUUCACUUUCUUAAUUGUUUAACAUCGUAAAAAUUAUAGAAACUUUUUCGAUAGAUCAAACUACAUAGUUAUCUAACUUCGCAUAACUUAGGAGAAACUUACAAAAAAACAGAAAGUAGUUGGAAGUCUCUUAGGAAUUACUUCUUAUACAUCAUAAUUCCUAGAAUUAAAACGACAGCAAGAAUAACACAACCUCCUGAUAUCUUUAUUUUGGGCUCCAUUAUUUUGGGAGCUUCGCUGAGUUCACUUUCACUCCUUAUUGUUGCUUUCAGAAAUUGAACUUCUUCUUCUAGCAUUCAAACUUGGUUGUCCAACUGUUGUAUCUCAUCGGUGAAAGCUUCUUCAACCCAUUUGAAGACGUGAUUGUCGUUCUCAAGCUACAACGGAUUAAACAUACCAUUAAAAGAAGAACGAGUAAGCCUUCAAUAACAAAAGCUAAAUGGAUGUACCCUUAGUGACGCCGCAUAGAUACACCGAUAAUACCGACGAUAUGGGUUUUGAUUGGUUUUGGAGAUAAGCUCGGUGAUGCCCACCCCGCACCAACACUUACUAGGUAUUCCCCAAGUUCGUACUCGUCUCUGACCACCGGUCGUGGAAAAUGAAGCGGACAUCUCCACUAUUCUCUCUCGGGGUAGGGGGGAGUUCGAAUGGGAGAGAGAUAAAUUAGGGAAGAGAGAGAAAGGAGAAGAUAGGGAAUGGGGAAAACAAAAAAAAAGGGUCUUUAAUACUUUGAUUAAACGAUUUUGGGGUUUUAUCAAAUUGGGAAGAGGGAAAUUUGAAAUUUGAAAAGCUGGGCGAGAAAUUUUAUCCAAGGAUUUUCGUGGUCGAAGUUUCACCAAGUUUUUAGUUUUACAGAAAACAUCACAGUUGUUCUUUUUAAUUAUUUCCAUUUAUAUUAGUUAUACUCUACUUGAAUGACUGAUUUUAUAGUUAUACCAAUUAUAUUAUGUUUCCUUGGUUCAUUUCUCAUACGAUCAUGUACACAUAAACUUGAUUACCUACCAGUAGCAAAUUUUAAAAUGUAACGAGAUGAGUAUUAACGAAAAAGCUAUGAGAACUCAGUGUAUUCCCUAAAUGAUUGCUAACAAGCAAUGAAAUGAAAAUUUUAUAAUUCUGAUUAAAUCAUAAUUUGAAUAAUAAAUCACCAUCUCAUCUUAUUACUUCCAUGACUUAUUAACAAGCUUAGAAUUUACAAUCAUAUUACUCAGUUUCCCUAUCGUAGUUAUACCAGUAAAGGAAAAAGUUUCACUUGGUUGUACAACACACAAAUACAAAUUUCACCUCACAACGUUCCCAUACGAUAAAAACAUCAAAACUGAAAGCGAAAGGCUUACAAUCCACUUCACAUCAAAACUGAAAGCAAAAGGGUUACAACCUACUCCUCUUCUGUUUCUUCUGGGGGUGUUCAUCGUGUUCCAAUCUAGUGCCCACAUUCUCUUCUUCUCCAUAUCCACUCUCACGCUCGCUAUAAUUCCUACUACAAAAGCUUUCUCAAACUCUUGAUAGUUGCUCGGUUAUUUAAACUAUUUGCAAUUCUUGGAUGUCUUCCACAUGCAAAAUACUUCUUCUUUGCUCUCUAUCCACUGAUGUUAGAUAAACAAACACAUCUUCAUCAUCCAAAAUAUAUGAUUGCCUCUUAGGUCCACUACCAAUGGAAUGUAACCCAAAUUGAGCUUCUUCGUUAACGGAUCGAUUCCCAUCUUCCUGCAUAUCCUCUCCUUCAACAAUGAAUAAGUGAUCUCCUCCAAUGAUGAUGGCUCAAAGGAUAUAGCAUACAAACGAGCAUCAGUUGGAAUCCAUUCAUAAUCAUCUCCAGCUUUCGAAUAAUGUCCAUCAUAAUCAAAGUGUAUGUUCGUCGAAAAAAGACACAUUGUCUGCAAUAUAAAAAAAUUAAACCAUUAAAAUUAUACAUGGUUAUACAGUUAUAACAUUAAAUUUAUACUUCGUUUUACCAUUUUACAGAGUUUUGUCAAUAAUCAGCCCGUAUAAUCUAACCAAGUUUCUCCAAGUUUCAGAGUUCUAGAUGUUUCUCUGAAAACCAAAUAGUAAUCAGCGUUCUUUAAUUCAAUCGUCCUUUCAUUCCUGACAUUCAAUCAUACAGUUUUUGAUUAUCCAAUUGAGUAAUAUACAGACCAUCCACACUUUCAGAUCCUUAUACACAAAUGAAUAAGAAAUUUUCCAUUACUACAAAUCGAGUCUUCAAUUCCAAAUUGUAAUCAGCUUUGAUUCCCGGCAUGCAAUUAUACAGUUGUUGAUUAUCGAAUUUUCUAAUAAACAGACCAUCCAAACUUUCUGAUCCUCGACUAGUUCAUACACAAAUAUGAAAUCUUCUAUCCAAAUCUGAAUCCAUGUGAAUUGAGUUAAUCGUUUAUGAGUGGUGGAUGACGAUUCUAAAACGAUUUGAGACAUACCCUGCAAAACAGAAUCAAUAGCUCAAUGAUUCAGCAUCCAAGCGACGAAACCGAGUUAGCAAUUCGAUGAUAGCGAGGAACUUGGAAGAACACCACGACGAGGACGAGGACGAGAGAGGAUCGAGGGCAGUGGAGCCUCGAAAGAGGAGAGAGAAAAGAAGAAUUCGAUUAAUUAAUUAUUUCAUUAAUUUAAGUUUAAAUCAGUCAGGGGCACUUUCGACAUUAACCACACUCCUAGAGAGUAUCAGAAUAGACAAAAGUACGCCAAAAUUCGUAAUAGUAUGCAAGAAUACUUUUUGCCUCAUUAAGAACAUCUGAGAUUAUAAUCCAGUUUACUUAGAACUGCCUUAUGUCUAUUCGGUACUAUGAGAAAUGCAAGCUAUUAGAACUUCUUCAACAUUUGGUUUGGUACACGUAUAAGUAAUGGUUAGAAAAUUGAUUUCAUUCUUUAUACUAGAGUUUAAAUGUAUGUACAUAAAUUUUAUUUUCUGAUGAUCAAUAAAUUUAAUAUUUUAUCAAUUAUUUUAAAAUAUUUUAAAAAUAGAUAAACGCAAGAGGUUAGUACUUAGAGUAGGAGGCUAUCAAUUAACAUGGCAAACAUUUAAUUAAUUAAAAGACCCUCCUUUGUCUCUACUUAAGAGCCAAAAUUGCCCCUUUCCCUUGACUUAAUUCCAAUUUAAAACAACUCACAGCGAUGGCUCAUCUUUGGUCAAAAGUCUCACACGCUUCUUUUUUUGGCAUGCUCUUGAACACGUGCUCUCGUCACUCUCUCAAAUGAGCUGGCUCAAGAACAAAAAGGCUCCUUUUAGGAAACUCCCUCAAAUGUCUCUCUCUCCUCCACUGCCUAUAAAACUAAAUCAUCUCCUCCACUUGAGCUUCCAUCUCAACACAACACAAGAAAACCUCGAUCAGAGAGUGAAUCACAUACACUGUUCAAACACGAAUUGAGUUUUGUUUAAAAUUAAAUACAAUGGAUUUCUCCGGCAUGUUUCUGACUUUCUUCGCGGCGGCUCUGUUUCUUUGUGUACUCCGGUUUAUAGUUUCAGCCGUCGGAUUCCGCCGUAGCUCCUCCUCGAAACUCCCACUUCCUCCGGGAACAAUGGGUUAUCCUUACGUCGGCGAAACAUUCCAGCUUUACUCACAAGACCCAAAUGUCUUCUUCGCUUCAAAACAGAGAAGAUACGGAUCGGUGUUCAAGACUCAUGUACUGGGAUGUCCAUGUGUGAUGAUCUCAAGCCCUGAGGCAGCGAAAUUCGUAUUGGUCACAAAAUCUCAUUUGUUUAAACCAACUUUUCCGGCGAGCAAAGAGAGGAUGCUUGGGAAACAAGCCAUCUUCUUCCACCAAGGAGACUAUCAUGCUAAACUCAGAAAGCUCGUUUUAAGAGCUUUCAUGCCUGAUUCAGUCAGAAACAUGGUCCCUAACAUUGAAUCAAUCGCUCAAGAAUCACUCAGUGCUUGGGAUGGAACUCAGCUCAACACUUACCAAGAAAUGAAAACAUACACUUUCAACGUGGCGUUACUCUCGAUACUCGGUAAAGACGAAAUCUUUUACAGAGAAGAUCUAAAACGAUGCUACUACAUUCUCGAGAAAGGUUACAACUCGAUGCCGAUUAAUCUCCCGGGAACGCUAUUCCACAAAGCCAUGAAAGCUCGCAAGGAACUAGCUCACAUCCUCGCAAAGAUCUUAACCAAGAGAAGACAGAACCCAUCAACGCACAAAGAUCUUCUCGGAUCAUUCAUGGAAGACAAAGAAGGAUUAAGCGACGAGCAAAUCGCAGACAACAUAAUCGGAGUUAUCUUCGCGGCAAGAGACACGACCGCGAGUGUGAUGACGUGGAUCCUUAAGUACUUAGCAGAUAAUCCAACUGUCCUAGAAGCUGUCACGGAAGAACAAAUGGCGAUAAGGAAAGGGAAGAAAGAAGGAGAGAGUCUCACUUGGGAAGAUACAAAGAAGAUGACACUAACUUCUAGAGUCGUCCAAGAGACAAUGAGAGUUGCUACAAUCUUAUCUUUCACAUUUAGAGAAGCUGUUGAAGAUGUUGAAUACGAAGGAUACUUGAUACCAAAGGGAUGGAAAGUACUGCCGCUAUUCAGAAACAUUCAUCACAAUGCUGAUUUCUUUUCGGAUCCCGGAAAAUUUGAUCCAUCGAGAUUCGAAGUUGCGCCAAAACCAAAUACAUUCAUGCCAUUUGGGAGUGGGAUCCAUUCUUGUCCGGGCAAUGAGUUAGCUAAACUUGAAAUCUCCAUUCUAAUCCAUCAUCUCACCACUAAAUACAGGUGGUCAAUCGUGGGACCAAGCGAUGGAAUUCAGUAUGGACCGUUCGCUCUUCCUCAGAAUGGAUUGCCUAUUGCCUUGGAACGAAAACCAGAGGCUGACGUAUGAACAAUUACGAGAGUUCACCCAUAAGCUUUCUAAAACUAGAAAGUGAGGAAUUUAAAGAGAAUAUUUACUUCAUGGGCUAAAAAAACAAGAAUGUAGAAAUGAAAGAGAAUAAUUAGGAAAAAUCCCAAAUGGGACCCCCCAAGUGUACAUACAUUUUAGUUAUUUUUUUAUUAUAAUUUCUACUAGUUCAGGUUUAGUCAUUGCAGUGAAUUAAAUUUGAGAUUUGUUUUUGUUAUGUCUCUCAAGUUGUAUAUUCUUAUGUUAUCAAUGUUAUGAAUACAAGUUAUGGAAUUUUCAAGUAAGAA
Molecule: messenger RNA, 11614 nt
Organism: Brassica rapa (field mustard)
Lineage: Eukaryota; Viridiplantae; Streptophyta; Magnoliopsida; Brassicales; Brassicaceae
Product: abscisic acid 8'-hydroxylase 3
Biological process (GO): sterol metabolic process; abscisic acid metabolic process
Molecular function (GO): (+)-abscisic acid 8'-hydroxylase activity; iron ion binding; heme binding
Source: RefSeq, a predicted model, not a curated record